AUGGCCACAGAAGUAAUAAAUAACGUGCCUGAGAACACUGAGAAAGAAAAGGAGGCAAAAGAGGACGCGCCGGUAGACAAUGGACAAACUAAAGAAGAACCGCCGGCUGAAAAAGUAGAAGAAAAGACAGAGGAGAAGAAAGUGGAACCUGCCCCGCCCAAGAUCACGGUCCACAAAGCUAACUUUGAAAAGGAUAUCGUCUACUUGUAUCAAUUUUCACGAACUCCUUUGUUACCUUCAACUUCACCAUACUGCUUGAAAGUUGAAACAUGGCUUCGUUUGGCCGGCAUCAAAUACGAGAACGUAGACCACAAGGCAAAAUUCCGAUCUAAGAAGGGUCAGUUGCCAUUUGUAGAACUGAAUGGCGAAGAGAUUGCCGACAGCGCCUUCAUCAUCAAAGAGCUCUCUGAAAAAUUCAACAAAGAUCUUGAUGCGUCUCUGACGCCGGAGCAGCGGGUCGUGAGCCACGCUAUGAUCUCUAUGAUCGAGAACCAUCUGUCGUGGGUGGUGUUGUGGUGGCGUGCCAAGUACCCGGAUAGUGUAAUCAAGGGCUACCAAGUCAAUCUGCAGAACGCGCUCAACACCCGCCUGCCAAACCCGAUCCUGAACUUCUGCUACAAGUUGGCGGCUGCCCGGAAGGGCAUGAAAAAAGCUAAGGCUCAUGGCAUCGGCGUGCACUCACAAGAAGAAAUUCUUGAAUUCGGCAAGAAUGAUCUACGAGUACUUUCUGAUUUGCUGUCAGAUAAACCUUUCUUUUUCGGAGAUGAACCAACUAUUUUGGAUGUGGUUGCGUUCGCCAACCUCGCACAAGUCCACUUCAUCGACAAAGAAGUGGCCCAUCCGCUGCGAGACGCCAUGAAUGAGCUGUUCCCAAACCUCGUGGGCCUGGUGUCGCGUAUCAAGGAGCGCGCCUUUAACGACUGGGAUGACAUCUGCUCCACCCUCGAUCUCAACGCGCACCUGCCCAAGCCCGCCAAGGAAGUCAAGGAGACUAAGGAAGGCACCGGCCCUGCUGAGAAGCAGCCACUACCUGAUGAGCCGGAGAAGGGCAAGGGCGAUGAAAAGGAAAAAGAAGUAGAAAAGGAAUCCGAUGAGAAAGGCAAGGAGAAAGACAAUGAGAAAGAAAAGUAA
Messenger RNA from Spodoptera littoralis (African cotton leafworm), 1131 nucleotides. Lineage: Eukaryota; Metazoa; Arthropoda; Insecta; Lepidoptera; Noctuidae. The record is from the annotation of a GenBank genome assembly.